Molecule: messenger RNA, 1945 nt
Organism: Eleginops maclovinus (Patagonian blennie)
Lineage: Eukaryota; Metazoa; Chordata; Actinopteri; Perciformes; Eleginopidae
Gene: ccdc117
Product: coiled-coil domain containing 117
Exons: 6
Coding region: 359-1216 (285 amino acids)
Source: RefSeq, a predicted model, not a curated record
CUACAAUUCCCACAAUGCACCUGACGUACCACGCACUUUCUGGAACCUCCGCGACUCUUCUAACGCCACUUUUUCAGAAUAGCGAGCUAACGUCAGAUUGACCCAGCCUACCAUUGAAGCACUUCACCCCAUAAGGACUUUUUGUUAUGUGGGAGCUAUUUCUGCUUUAACGUGUUAUCAGUGUUAUGUUGGUGAGACCAUGUAGAGCCUGUUGUCUUGCGCUAAUGGGAUUAAUCCAAAGGGGAAACUGAAUAUAGCUAACAACAACAACAACAACAACAACAGCACGAAGGGGCCGGGCAGCUGCACAGCUGUCGACCCGUGUGCGUCUUCAAUUCAUUUCACCCACUGGAGCACCAUGUAUCACCCUGUUUCCACACGCAGCGAGCUGGGGUUUCUGCCAGCCAUGUAUUCGUUUUCAGGCCCCACAAGCUAUCCUGAAUUCGACCUCGGAUCUCCAAGUACGUCAGACCACCUACAGAGAGCACCUCUCUCUAACAGCAGCUGGGAAACAAGAUGCCUCAGGAAGCACAGGAGGAGAGUUGAUGAUGAGGGAUGCAGUGCCAAAAAGAGGAGGUUAAUGUUCGAGGCAGAAGUGGACGUUUCAGAAAACUCCAACACUAGCACCCAUCAUGACUGGACUACAGCGUCCAGCCGCCCUCCUCUGCCCGCACAGCCCAGCAGUCCUGCACCCCCAAAACCCUGCCCAGCAUCUCACAACCCAACUUUGUCGCAGCCGCCCUCCACUCUGCCCCGACCCGAGCCAGAGAGCUCCUGCAUGGAGGUAGAGGCCGCUCAGAGGAAACUACAGGAGAUCGAAGACAGGAUAACGCUGGAGGAUGACGAUGAAGAUGAAGAUCUUAAUGUAGAGCCGGCCCCGAGACGGCCGGUGCUGGUGAUGUCCGACAGUCUGAAGGAGGGUCUGCAGCGCGGGAUCAGUGACAUCUUGCCGCACACAGUAGCCCAGUCUGUGAGCCAGUCCUGCAUGGAGCUGGUGUUGUGGCGGCCUCCAGAAGAUCCCUUCUGUCGGAAGCGAAAGGUCUCUUUACAGAAACAGCAUAAAAAGCAUACAGUGUCUCGGCUGCCCCCGACUCCCUGUCCAUCUCCUAUCCCUCACAUCCCCUUGAGUCCCUCCAGUCUGCCUGCAGACACACACUCUGCUCUGUACAGCUUUCCUGUAGUCCACACCUUUGGAGAGGAGGACAUGGAGAUGUAACGGUGCUUGAUGAUCGAGAAGCAUGCCAAAGUAAAAUACUUGAAAUGUAGUCAACAGAAGACUCUGUAAAGGACUUGGAACCACUUGAAAUGGGUCAGUUUGGCUUUGCAGAAAUCUGAUUAUUUCAGACAGACGCGUUUUGUUUAACAGUCCCGCCGUUGAGGUUUUUUAACUAUAAUCUCAACCAACUAUAUGAAAGAUGGAACAAUAAGGCUAACCUUACCUAGUUUUAUUAAUUUAAAUCUCCUGUUAAGAGGUCAAGAUACAUUUCUUUUUCUAGGCAGCCUUACUUAAAUGGUUUUGUAUAACUUACAGAAUUGUCCUUGGCCCUUAGAAGUGACAUCAUUUGUACAGCAUUUUUGCCAAAUCUUUUCCAACAACUCACUGAAGUACUGUAAAUAAUUUGAUCUUUGUCCAACAUCAGUGUGCAGCACCCACGUUUUGUCCAGGUUUUUAUGUUUAGCAUUUUUACCAAGACAUGUGCGUUUGUUCCUGUGUGUUCACGUUUGCUCAUAGCAUGACUUCCUGUUAGCUGUUGUUGUGAUAGAAAGAUGACCUUCCUAUAGUGCUUAGCAAGUACACCAUCUGAGCUUUGAGACAUUUGUAAAGAAGUCAUGGAAAUGCACCUUUAAUGAAUUGAUUGUAUUUUCAUACUGUGUAUAUAUACAUAACCCGCCACCGAGUGUUAUGACCUUGUUUGUUUUUCAAUAAACUCUUACAUUUUCCAGA